AAAAAAUAAAAAGCUGAAUUUUUCUCUCUUCUUCUUCUUCUUCUUCUUCUUCUUCUUCCAUUUCUCUCUUGAUGCUCUGAACUCUGAAGUGAAUUCACACUGUAGGAGCUGAGUGCUGAGAGAAGAAGGGGUUGCUUUAUACCGUCAUUUGAGUAUCUAUGCUCAAUAAUUUUGAUUUCUUGAGAAACCAAGCUUGUUGAAGAACGGUUACUAUGGACGAAUUUCUUGACCAAAUUUUCUCAUCCUCGUCACGGCCAGAUGUUAGUACUGUAGAAAGGUCCUCUUGGGGUCGCAAUGGUCUUGCUCAGAAUGAUGGACUACUAACUGAUUGUUUAGGAAUGUUUGAAGGGGGUGAGAGGAAUUUACCGGUGAACAUGCCUCCUUCAAGUCAAUGUAUGGACAAACUAGCCACUAGCUAUGAUUUCAGCAAGGAUUUACUUACUGAUGAACCUCAAUUUCUAGGUGAGGUUUUCAACCGGGAUAUACAGUCCUUAUACGGAGCAGAAUUGGUAAAUGCUGGUAACAUGAACUCUAGCUACAUGAGUAUGCAGUCGAAUAUGUAUCUGUCAACCCUUGACUCACUGAGCCGUAGCUCCCCUGAGCUGGUUCCUGUUGUAAGUGGUUCAGAUCAGUCACCUUGUGCGCUUCGGGAAUCUGGUUCAGUUGGAAGUAAUGACUCUGAAGCAUCAGGGAUUCAUCUAUCUAUUGGAGAAUCUAACUCAUUUACUUCAAUUCCGCAGUUAUGGACUACACCAUCAUAUGGGGGUGUUCCUUCAUUGCCCCCUGUUAUUGAGCAAGAUAAAUUACAAGGGUUUGGUUUGCAAGGAGAUUUUGUGGAGACUGAUGCAAAUGGUUUCGGGAUUGGGGAUGAUAAAAAUCUUAAUGUCAGGAAUUUCAACUCAUUGACAUCUGCACAAGAGGAGUUAAAUGGAUUGCCUUUCUUCGUUCCUAAUAAUCAAAUUCCAGUGGCAAGAACGCAUUCUCAGAUGCAGUUGCCACAAUUGAGUGAAGGAAACCCUACCGCUCAUUAUACAGACCAGAAUCCUGUGUCUCAGCUUCCACAUUCUUCUGUUACUCCUGGUGGUGGGUGCAAUGGAGACACAAAAUCACGUACAAGGGCACGCAGGGGUCAUGCAACUGAUCCACACAGUAUAGCUGAACGGCUCCGAAGAGAAAAAAUUGCCGACAGGAUGAAGAAUUUGCAAGAACUGGUUCCAAAUGCCAGUAGGGCUGAUAAAUCGUCAAUGCUCGAUGAGAUCAUUGAAUAUGUCAAAUUUCUUCAGCUUCAAGUCAAGGUUUUAAGCAUGAGCAGGCUUGGAGCAGCAGGUGCAGUAGUUCCCCUCAUUACAGAUGGUCAACCUGAGGGCUCGGGUAAUCUACUUUUAACUGGUCAAGAAGGUGAUCAAUCAGAUUCCGAAGACAAUGCUGCAUUUGAAGAAGAAUUAGUGAAGCUGAUGGAAUCCAAUGUGACAGCAGCUAUGCAAUUUCUUCAAACCAAAGGUCUCUGUCUCAUGCCCAUUGCUCUUGCAGGAGCCCUCUCUUCCAAGAAAGAAGCAUCAAGCCCAGACUCAUCCGACAAAAAGAAGCCUUACUUCACCAAUGGCCAUCUUCCUCACAACAACAACCCACCUUCUGCCAAUUCAAAUGGUCAUAAUUUUUCUCCCAAUGGGAACACAAUGCAGAGACAAAACACUGUUAACAACUGUUUUAACAAAGAUGUUAAACAAGAAAACACGGCAAAUGCAAGAGUAUACAGAAUUGAUUAGUUAGUAUACAGAACUGAUUUUCCCUUUGUUUUCUGACAUUUUAGAUUUCUAUUCCUAGUUUCGAGUUGAUUAAUUUUUUUUAGGUUUCGUUGAAAACAUGAGCAGCGAUGAUCUUGUUUUUUUGUUCAUUCUGUAUACAUGCAUACCAUACAUUGUACAUGCACUUUACAUGUAUUUUGUGGAUGUUUGUAUAUUUGAUCGAAAUUAGAAGUAAAUAAAUCUCUUUUGCCAUAGUUAUUCCAA
Papaver somniferum (opium poppy) is the source of this 2009-nucleotide messenger RNA. RefSeq names its product transcription factor bHLH83-like. Lineage: Eukaryota; Viridiplantae; Streptophyta; Magnoliopsida; Ranunculales; Papaveraceae. Gene Ontology annotation, molecular function: RNA polymerase II cis-regulatory region sequence-specific DNA binding; protein dimerization activity; DNA-binding transcription factor activity, RNA polymerase II-specific. Gene Ontology annotation, biological process: regulation of transcription by RNA polymerase II. Gene Ontology annotation, cellular component: nucleus. The record is from RefSeq and is a predicted model, not a curated record. The transcript is spliced from 8 exons. Bases 213 to 1766 code for a protein of 517 amino acids.